AGUGCAUGAAUGGUUAUGGUGUUAUGUUUUCCUCCACAGGCACGCCACAUAUACAUCUGUGACCACCACAAAGGUGUGAUCCAGAGUGCUCGCAGUAAGAGAAAGAGGAAGCUGAGUGAUGAGGAUGACAACUCCCCAGACCACGACUAUGAUGGACCCGAGGUGGACCUCCUUGGUCUCCAGGUUAACACCUUGCGCAGGUACAAACGUCACUACAAGCUGCAGACACGACCUGGUCUCAACAAGGCACAGUUAGCAGAGACCGUCAGUCGUCACUUUAAGACCAUUCCAGUGCAGGAAAAGGAAUGCCUAACUUUCUUCAUCUACAUGAUCAAGAACCACAAAUCCAAGUUCGACCAAAAACAUUUCGGUCAUGAUAGUUAAGUACAUGUAGACUAUUUUAAGGAACAACAGUCUGACUUUGAUUGUAGAAAUCAGGCUUUGAGCCUAUAAUAUAAAUAUCCUUGUAAGUAAUGCUAGUAUGUGUGAGUGUGAGGUAAUUUUCACGUGUUCUAGCUGUGAAAAUGUCCUUUGUGACAGACUGUGAUACAUGUAUCUCAAUUUUACGAGUAAACAAUCAUAGAUUGUGGCACUUGUAGUUACAUUUGCACAUUGUCCUUACCUUGCAUAAAAUCAUUUGGUAAAGCAACAUCUUAUCACUGUAUCAGUUUUCCAUCUGAUGUUGUGACUAUUAUCAAUUUCCAUCAAAAUUUCCAGAAUAUCAUACACGAAAUACUGUCAUAAGACAGUACUCGUACCUUGCUUAAUAGUUGAUAAUUUCUUAGAUAUCUAUUUCUUCUUCACUGUUUCCCUUCUUUUUGAAUUGGUUUAUUAUCAUCUGCUGUAUUUGUGUGUUAAACUCCCAAGGAAAAAAUCUUAUUUUUCGAUAUGAACUGAAUUCACAUUUCAUUUACAAAACGUCCCAUUAACCUACAAUUUUAAACAGUAGUAUAUAACACAAUACAAUGAAGUCAAAAUGUCACUGUACUAAACCCAAAGUUUGUGUAACUGUCAGUGAGUCAAUUUUAAAGUUUCCUCCAUUUUGAAAGAUUUGCUAGAACAUGCUUUUUGACUGUUUUUGGUUUUUAAUUUUACACCUUCCCAGCAAUAUCACAGCUAAAGCAGAAAGGUACCCUUCUUUGAUUACACAUUUCAGUUUCCCCCAACUUUGUACCUCCAGGAAGUCCUUAUACCAACUGCUGCCAUGCACUGAUGCUCUUUUGCUUGAUUUUUGUGGUGUUCAAGGUAUCUCACACAUCAUAAACUUGUGUUGUUUACAAGGCUCUAUUUACCACUCUUCAGAUCUCCUAUGCCAUUUUCUACGAUUGAUCUUCUGUGACUCCCAAGAUAGCUGUUAUUUCAGUCAUAUUUUAAAGGUUCUGCCUGUGUGUCUUUUGACCACAACUUCAUUAACUGUGAGGACCCAUUUGUUAAUUAGAUAAGAACAUUAUCUGGCUUUGACUAAUACAGAAAAUUAUGCACUUCAUUGCUGACUUUUCAAGUGAUGAUUGAAUUUUCAAUCAUUUCAGUAGCUACUUUCCACCACAAAAUAGAUUGUGAUCUGUUUGCAAUCAAAGAUCUUUUAGACCUUUCAUUGUUUUGGGGAACAAUUAAGCUUUUGGUUAGCAUGCAAAUUAGGUGUACCACAAUAACGUGGUAGAGCAAUUGUAAAACAUUGGUCAAGGGUUUUUACUGCAUCUGUAGUUUUGGUAGUAGUGGUAGUGGUAGAAGCACCUCACAUGAAGUGAAAUAUUAUUAUGGAGGUCCAAAUUUCUACCUGAUGCCCAUACAGUAGGUAACAUCUUAUUCUGUACUAAUUUGGUAUUUAACAACCCUGAGGAAUGACAUAUAGUACGUUUAAUGAAAUCCCUCUCAAAAUGAUUUUAACCUCCCUGCAAAGCUAGCCUUUGUACCAUAUCUGUACUGGUUACAUGGUCAGACAAUAGGGUGAUGGUUAACAAGGGUAUUAUGCAUUAACACUGUACCUAGCAGCUUACUUAUACCACUGUAACAUACACAU
Branchiostoma floridae (Florida lancelet) is the source of this 2020-nucleotide messenger RNA. RefSeq names its product histone deacetylase complex subunit SAP30L-like. Gene Ontology annotation, cellular component: histone deacetylase complex. The transcript has 3 exons. Gene Ontology annotation, biological process: regulation of DNA-templated transcription. Gene Ontology annotation, molecular function: transcription coregulator activity; protein binding. The coding region runs from base 10 to 384 and encodes 124 amino acids. Lineage: Eukaryota; Metazoa; Chordata; Leptocardii; Amphioxiformes; Branchiostomatidae. The record is from RefSeq and is a predicted model, not a curated record.